Grammomys surdaster is the source of this 510-nucleotide messenger RNA. RefSeq names its product mitochondrial contact site and cristae organizing system subunit 10 (gene Micos10). NCBI's taxonomy places the organism in Eukaryota, Metazoa, Chordata, Mammalia, Rodentia, Muridae. The coding region runs from base 63 to 293 and encodes 76 amino acids. Gene Ontology annotation, cellular component: MICOS complex; mitochondrial inner membrane; mitochondrion. The transcript is spliced from 4 exons. The record is from RefSeq and is a predicted model, not a curated record.
CUUGCCAUCAGUCGGAGCGCGGGGGCCGGCCGUGAGGAGCGCCUGAGCAGCCGGUAGGGAACAUGUCGGAGUCCGAGCUGGGCAGAAAGUGGGACCGGUGCUUGGCCGACACGGUAGUGAAGCUAGGUACUGGUUUUGGAUUAGGAAUUGUUUUCUCCCUCACCUUCUUUAAGAGAAGAAUGUGGCCAUUAGCCUUUGGUUCUGGCGUGGGAUUGGGGAUGGCCUACUCCAACUGUCAGCAUGACUUUCAGGCUCCGUAUCUUCUACAUGGAAAAUACGUCAAAGAGCAGUGACUUAUGCUGAGAACAUCCCAGCGGGAGGAAAGAGAAACCAUGUUUAUUCCUCAGGAAUACUGAAGUGCCCGGAGUGUGCUGACGUCCUGUGACGGUGCCAUCAGCAACGCUUUCAACUCCAGCCACUGUUUGUGUUUGAAACCAAGUCUGUUGCUUUUGUAUCAUCUCUUUGGAAAUUGUAAGGAGGUCUUAAAUAAAUUAAAAACGGGAAGCCCAA